Molecule: messenger RNA, 2484 nt
Organism: Capronia epimyces CBS 606.96
Lineage: Eukaryota; Fungi; Ascomycota; Eurotiomycetes; Chaetothyriales; Herpotrichiellaceae
Exons: 4
Coding region: 1-2484 (827 amino acids)
Molecular function (GO): protein binding
Source: RefSeq, a predicted model, not a curated record
AUGGCGUGGCAGUCCGGGGCUGGCGGCAGCGGUGUGGGAGGGUCGGCCGCUGGAGAGCCGCCCGGUGUUCAAGCCUAUACUCUCCAAGGUGUCAUGCGAUUCUUGCAGACCGAGUGGCACAGGCAUGAACGAGAUCGCAACGCCUGGGAGAUAGAGCGCGAAGAAAUGAAGAAUCGCAUAGCGAUCCUCGAAGGGGAGACUCGAACGAGCAAGGGCUUACGGACAUCCCUCGAAAGACACGUCAAACUUCUGGAAAUAGCACUGAAAAAGGAGCGCGAAAAGGCCCGGAUACUCGACAAGGGCGAAGCUGCCGAUGCGCAGAGGGAUCCCAAGGAAGUUGCACGGGAGGAAUUGAAGAGGAUUGGAAAAGAAUCGUUUUUGAAAAACAUCAGCCAUCUUGACGCCCAGAUGGAUGCGGAAAACCAUCUUGCCCAAGGCAUACGACAAGAAAAAGAACGCGAUAAGUCUAAAAGUUACUUGUCCAAGUGUUCGUCUGAAAUAACAUAUCACGUUUUACCUACCACCCACGUACCACCAGAAGUCAACGACCUUCCACCUUCGAACAAUGCGAAUCAUAUCUUUCCAGGGCGACAACCAUCCCAGCAAGAGCUCCAGGACGCUUAUCUGCAGUUACAGCAGAUUAAGGAGCAACAGCAUCGGAAUGUUGCCAUGGUCAGAGAGAAUGCUACGCAACAACUCCCUCAGUUUGCCGAAGCUCCACCUCUGGCCCGUACAAACACUCAAAUCAAUACUGAAGAACUGCAAAGAGGUUCCGCGGAAAGACGGAUGCCAGAGCAUAUUGUCCAAUCGUUGCCGGUUGUGGAGCCACAAAAGAACUUCUUCAAUGAGCAAAUGCCUAUUACCGAAGAACAAGUCGAAUCCAUUUCUCAUACUUUCGAUGCCUAUGGCCGCGAGAUUUCGCUGCAAAAUGAUAUGCGAGCAGUUGAGGAGCCAAAGCAGGAAACAUCUGAUGGGUGGGAUUUUGACGAUGGCCCUGCACCUGCCGACAAACCAGCAGAGGCACCACCACAAUACAGGCCCGAUACAGAACUAUUCCCCAGUGCAAAUCUUCUCUCAUCCAAGUCUCCACCCCGGCCUCCUGGAUCGUACCGAAGGAAGAGCUCAGGAGCGAGACGACGCAGUGAAGGCAAUAAUGACGUGCGAGAAUCGGCCUCGGCGAGACUCGAUGCUUCACAGUUCAAAGUCAGGUUCGCUAUGAGGGGGCAUCUUGACGUUGUCCGUUCCGUCAUUUUCACAGGGGGUGGCAGUCCAUCAGAACCUGAAUUUUGCACAGCAAGCGAUGAUGGAGGUGUGAAGCGAUGGCACAUUCCGGCGUCAUAUGCUCACAGCGUCUCUGUCGGGGAUGAUCUGGAUCGAAUUGCGCAUUUCACCCAUCGUGGUCACAUCGGAGCUGUUUGCUCGCUGGCGGCUUGUCCUGCAUCGGCAACCUUCUCCAGUGGCGGUCGAGCUGCAGGAGAUGGUUGGAUCUUUUCUGGGGGCGAGGAUGCUACGGUCAAGGUCUGGGAAAGGGGUCGAGUGGAUGCGAAAGCAACCUUGGAAGGCCAUAGAGACGCCGUCUGGGCCCUUUGCUGUCUACCUGGGUCAACCGGGACCAUCCUGGGUGAUCGAUGUUCUCAGUUUGGUGGACCGGAUCGUGUCCUCCUCGUGGCUGGUGGUGCCGAUGGCACGAUUCUGAUCUGGGCUGUCAGCACACCACCUCAGUUGACUUCACCACCAGCUGGGAGUCGAUCGGCACGAGGCAGUCGCAGAGCCAAUUCGAUAUCGGCCGGAUCCAACUUUCCCAGCUCCCCGCAGCCCAGCGUCGCCAGCACAACGCCUUUUAAUUAUUGCCUAGUGCACCGGAUAGAGCGCGCAGAUAAACCGGCGCCCACCUCGAUAUCUCCCCUCGGCCCUCGUGGGGAAUGUUUCGUGGUUGGUUAUACCGAUGCCAGCAUUCUAGUGUUUGAUAGCCGGACGGGCGAAGAAAUCGUCGGCAUGGCCAGCCAGGAAACCUACGACGGAACUCGCAAUACUGGUGUCAACGCGGUUGUUGCUAGCAGUACAGGAUUUGACACUCGUGACUCGGUUGCCCCUGGUCGGCGCGGGUCUAUGGGUGAAGAUGAUGUGGUACAUGGUGCAACCGGAUCCGACGACGGCGUCGAAGGCGUUGUGAUUGCCGGUUACGAGGAUCGGUAUAUUCGUUUCUUUGAUGCUAACACAGGGCAAUGUACAUAUACCAUGCUCGCACAUCCAUCCGCGAUCUCUUCGUUGUCUUUGAGUCCGGAUGGCAAAGAACUGGUAUCGGGAGGUCACGAUGCAAGCCUACGGUUUUGGUCUCUUGAGAAGAGGAGUUGUACACAGGAAAUAUCCAGUCACCGCAUCAUGAGGGGAGAAGGAGUAUGCAGCGUGGUCUGGAGUCCUGAUGGAAGAUGGGUCAUCAGCUGUGGCGGAGACGGUGCAGUCAAGGUCUUUUCAAGGACGUGA